AUGGCCCCGCCACGAAGAACUGCAGGAAGUGCGGCAGCCAAAAGCACACCAAGGUGGGCAACUGCGCAAUGGAUCCAGAAAAUGCAGCUGGAGAACGCAAUAUCGGAAAAGGCAGCCAACAGCCAGGCAAUCAGGGACAAAGCCCACCAGCAGCAGCGGCAGAACUACCUGCUGGGCAAUCAUGUCAGCGAGUAUGAGGGCAUCAUUCACGAGGGCGAAAAGCGAGCCGAUGCAAACAAACCAAAAGCCAAGGAGCUUCGAACGUCUCUGACACUGGCGCAGACCAAUGACAACUACACGCAGCAAGUCGAGAAGGGAUGCGACGAGCUGGAAAAGAUGAAUUCGGAUCUGCGGCGGGCUUCGGAGGAACUGGAGAAGACCUGGAAGAGGCAGUCGGGCCAGACGGAGAAGAUGGUUCACAGUCUGGAAGAGGCGCUUCCGAUUUCGUCUUCUGCACGGGAUAAAUGGUCAUCGACCAGCACUCCUCGUUUAUGA
Messenger RNA from Penicillium riverlandense, 495 nucleotides. RefSeq lists its product as uncharacterized. Lineage: Eukaryota; Fungi; Ascomycota; Eurotiomycetes; Eurotiales; Aspergillaceae. The transcript is spliced from 2 exons. The coding region runs from base 1 to 495 and encodes 164 amino acids. The record is from RefSeq and is a predicted model, not a curated record.